ACAGGGCCAGCUUAGUUUUGACCAUGGCUACUCUUUGGCUCCUGCUGGCGCUUGUGCACUCUGCACUUGCAGUGCCGUGGUGGGAGGUAUCCACCGAGGAGAAUGCGAAGUCACUGGCCUUGUACUUUGACCGGGAGGCACGGCGCUACUUUGUGUACACGGAAGGAACCAUUGCCUCGAGUGAAAAGGCCUUGAGUAUGUAUUUCAACGUGGCCCGUGGACCAACAGUCAAAAACAUUUGCGAAGUUGGUUUCAACGCUGGACAUUCUACGGCGAUUUACCUCAAUGCGAAUCCAGAGGCAAAGGUCUUCUCGUUCGACAUAGGCCAAUUCCCUUACACUCGAGGCAACUCAAAGCUGAUGAAGUCACUCUUUCCGGACCGCUUUGAGUACAUCUCCGGACCAUCAGCAGAGACUGUCAAAGCCUUUGGUGAAGCAAGGCCCGAUGUGAAAUGCGACGUGAUUAGCGUUGAUGGAGAUCACAGUACUGAAGGAACGCUGGCAGAUUUGGAGAACUUCCGAAAGUUGGCUUCCUGCAGGAAUUGGGUCCUCAUGGAUGAUGCUGGCUGGAACUCCACAAACUCUGCUUGGCAAAUGGCAAAGGAUGCUGGUAUCCUGACCCAGGUGGAGUGCUUUGCCGACAUGAACCCGAGGCCUGAUUACCAAUUCAUGGAGUAUCCAGAGAACAGGUCUUGGUGUCUAGGUUUCUUUAACGUCCACGAUUUGGACUCUGAAUGUCCUGCGUGGUUUGACACGAAUCCAAACACAGACAGAACUUUUGUUCGCCCAAUCGAGAUUUAGGCAUUGGCUACCUCAACGCGGAAGCGCCAAAAGCGCGUGUUUGCACAUGUUCCGGCAGUCCCCGUCAACGAGCAAACUUGUA
Messenger RNA from Cladocopium goreaui, 882 nucleotides. NCBI's taxonomy places the organism in Eukaryota, Dinophyceae, Suessiales, Symbiodiniaceae. The record is from the annotation of a GenBank genome assembly.